AUGUCAUUCGUCACAGGUAUGGAUGAGGCGGAUGCAAGAAUCGGCGACGACCAGCCAUUCAAGGAUAACGUUGCACUCCUUCAGCGAUUAAAAGAAGUAAAUGUUUCUCCACUAUGGGCUCAGAUGGCUCGUCUAAAUCCUGCACUCCCGAAUCCAUCUACAGAGCCGUUUCUCUGGCAAUAUCAGCACAUUCGGCCAUGCUUAUUGGGCGCCGGCCAGCUUAUCAGUGAGAAGCAAGCAGAGCGUCGUGUUCUGAUGCUAGUAAACCCAAAAAGAACCGCUCCAUAUACAACCGACACACUGUACGCAGGACUCCAGCUUGUCCAACCUCGGGAGACCGCUCCUGCUCAUCGCCACGCGGCGUUUGCCGUACGCUACAUCAUCGAGGGCAAAGGGGGUUACACUGCUGUCCAAGGAAAGAGAGUUGCCAUGCAUCCUGGCGACGUCAUAAUCACACCUACUUGGAGCUGGCAUGACCACGGCAAGAAAGGUGCGGAUGAAGAAGGCGGCGACGAGAGUCCAGUCAUUUGGCUAGAUGGUCUUGACCUGCCCAGCUUCAUCCAUUUUCCCGUGCACUUCAACGAGCACUACAGUGCUGCACGCUACCCCGCGACGGAUGUUGAUAGCUCGCCCAUUGUGUUUCCCUGGAGGGACAUGCUUGCAAAACUUCACGAUGCGCCUGGUUCCUGGGCGGCUGUGCCAUAUCGUAAUAGCGAUGGCAGCGAGAUUGGCCGCGUCAUCGGCGCUUCUGCGGAGCGGCUGGACAAGGGAGCUGAGAGUCCUGUCAGGCAAGAAACCUCUUCUUCUGUCUACCAUGUCAUACAGGGUAGUGGAUGGUCCGAGAUUGGUGGUAAAAGCUUUUCCUGGCAGCGAGGCGACACAUUUUGUAUCCCUGCCUGGUACAAGUACAAGCAUGUUGCCAACGGAGAGGAAAACGGCGUUUACUUCUAUCGAUUCGAUGACAGACCCAUGUUGAAGUCUCUAGGGCUGUUGCGGACACAGAUGAACGGUGCUGAUACGUUUGCUAGCUUGGUUUGA
Molecule: messenger RNA, 1038 nt
Organism: Akanthomyces muscarius
Lineage: Eukaryota; Fungi; Ascomycota; Sordariomycetes; Hypocreales; Cordycipitaceae
Exons: 3
Coding region: 1-1038 (345 amino acids)
Molecular function (GO): dioxygenase activity
Source: RefSeq, a predicted model, not a curated record